Punctularia strigosozonata HHB-11173 SS5 is the source of this 2317-nucleotide messenger RNA. RefSeq names its product MCM-domain-containing protein. Gene Ontology annotation, molecular function: ATP binding; DNA replication origin binding; single-stranded DNA helicase activity. Gene Ontology annotation, cellular component: nucleus; MCM complex. The record is from RefSeq and is a predicted model, not a curated record. NCBI's taxonomy places the organism in Eukaryota, Fungi, Basidiomycota, Agaricomycetes, Corticiales, Punctulariaceae. Gene Ontology annotation, biological process: DNA replication initiation; double-strand break repair via break-induced replication; DNA replication. Bases 4 to 2247 code for a protein of 747 amino acids. The transcript has 10 exons.
GUCAUGUCCGGUUUUGACGCCAAUCAUGUAUAUUCCGUAUCUGUGCACGAUCCAGCGCCUAUAUCAGCGCCUGAAUCUGCUUCUGAGAACGAGCGAUUGCUUCUUGACUUUCUCCUACAGUACCGGGUUGGAGGAGAGUUCAUCUACAGGGAUAAGCUGAGAGCAAAUCUUCUCCUGAAGCAACACCAGUUGGAGGUGGACCUUCGGCAUGUCGGACUCUACCACGACGAGCUGGCACACGCAAUCCAGGACCGACCGGCGGAUAUCCUCCCUCUGUUUGAAAACGCUGCCACGAAAGCCGCUCGGGCUAUUCUCUUUCCUCUGGCGGGCGGGUCAGAAGAACGAACGGAAGCCGCCGCCCAGUCCAUCCCCAAAGUCCAGAUAACCGUCAAGUCCGGCCUGAAUCUCUCCCAGUUUCGUGAUCUUACUGCAGACACUAUGAAUAAGUUGGUUCGAGUGCCGGGCAUCGUCAUCUCUGCUUCCGUACUCUCUUCAAGAGCUACCAAGUUGCACCUUCAGUGUCGAGCAUGUCGAUCUACCAAGAUUAUAUAUCCCGCUGGUGGACUUGGAGGCAUCGGAAGUGGAGCGGACAGAGGCCUGCCUCGGGUUUGCGACGCGCCGGAAGUAGAGAACCAGAAGAAAGAUUGCCCCAUGGACCCGUAUAUGAUCGUUCAUUCCAAAUCGACCUUCACCGAUCACCAGACGUUGAAGCUCCAAGAAGCUCCUGACAUGGUCCCUGUUGGAGAACUUCCCAGGCAUAUGCUUCUCUCGGCCGACCGGCACUUGACUGGCAAAGUCGUCCCUGGGUCAAGGGUGAUUGCCACGGGAAUAUACUCGACGUUUCAGUCAGCUAAGAAUGUAUGUAAAAGCUCUGGAGCGUCAGCGUUGCGGACACCGUACCUUCGUGUCGUACAUCUCGAGUUGUCUUCACCAUCGGCUGCAAGCGGCUCGAACCCCUUCGGCGUCCAGUUCGCGCCUGAGGAGGAAGAAGAGUUCGGUGACAUGGCUCGUAGUCCAGACUUCUAUGAGCGAUUCGCGAAGAGCGUGGCUCCUAGCAUCUACGGCAGUCUAGAUAUCAAGAAAGCCAUAACUUGUCUGCUAUUCGGCGGGUCCAAGAAGAUUCUACCUGAUGGAAUGCGCCUUCGAGGAGACAUCAACGUGCUCCUGCUCGGGGAUCCUGGUACAGCAAAGAGUCAACUGCUGAAGUUCGUGGAGAAGGUUGCGCCCAUCGCUGUCUACACCUCUGGCAAGGGGUCUAGUGCCGCUGGUCUAACAGCCUCCGUGCAGAGAGAUGCCGUAUCUCGCGAGUUUUACCUUGAAGGUGGUGCUAUGGUUCUCGCGGAUACAGGAGUUGUUUGCAUAGAUGAAUUCGACAAGAUGCGCGAUGAAGAUCGCGUGGCAAUUCACGAAGCCAUGGAACAGCAGACCAUCUCCAUCGCCAAGGCCGGUAUCACUACAGUCCUCAACUCGAGGACCAGCGUGCUCGCUGCCGCCAAUCCUGUUUGGGGUCGAUAUGAUGAGGGUCGCAGCCCUGGCGAAAACAUCGAUUUUCAGACUACCAUAUUGUCUCGAUUCGACAUGAUCUUCAUCGUCAGAGACGAACAUAACGAAGCUAGGGACACUAUGAUAGCUAAGCAUGUUAUGAACAUCCACAUGAAUCGGCCAACCCAGAACGCGGAUGAGAAUGGCGAAACGGUUGGCGAAAUCGAUCUCGACAAGAUGAAACGCUACAUUGCGUACUGCAAAGCGAAAUGCGCACCCCGACUAUCUGCAGAAGCCCAGGAGAUGCUGAGUAGUCACUUCGUCGCACUGCGGAAACAAGUCCAACAAGUCGAACGAGACAACGACGAGCGAAGUUCGAUCCCGAUCACUGUUCGUCAAUUGGAAGCCAUUAUCCGGAUAUCGGAGUCGCUAGCCAAGAUGACGCUCACACCCGUGGUACAAAACCAUCACGUCGAUGAGGCAAUUCGUCUCUUCAAGUUUUCCACUAUGGAUGCCGUAUCGGCUGGAUCCGUGGACGGCCUGUCUCGCGGCGACCUCAACAACGAGAUGAGCAGAAUCGAGAAGGAGCUCCGGAGACGGCUGCCCGUGGGAUGGAGCACGAGCUAUCAGAGUCUUGUGCGCGAGUUCGUUACGCAACAGGGGUAUUCAAGCCAUGCUCUUGAGCGGACGCUCUUUGUCUUGGAGAAGAGGGAGAUCAUACGAUUCACUGGCCAGAAGAAGGUGGUGCAUCGAGUGGGUGUAUGAAGAUGGUUUGUCGGAUAUACCGUCCAUCAGCACUAGUUUUCUUCUUGUAUUCCUCGCUUGUAUAUUAGUG